This is a messenger RNA of Belonocnema kinseyi, 840 nucleotides long. Its product is annotated as venom allergen 5.02-like. The record is from RefSeq and is a predicted model, not a curated record. Lineage: Eukaryota; Metazoa; Arthropoda; Insecta; Hymenoptera; Cynipidae. Bases 115 to 813 code for a protein of 232 amino acids. Gene Ontology annotation, cellular component: extracellular region. The transcript has 7 exons.
ACUCGAGGUUCGAAAAUCGCCGGUGCCGGUCCGUCUAGCUGCGUCAAAGUCAAUCUAAAGCCUCUAUUUACCAUUUUUCCUUUUUCAUCAAUUUUACCUUUUUUUAUUGUGAAAAUGUCGAGUUUUGGUUUCUACAUGGCUAUCGCCUCUUUCAACAUUUUUCUCGCACGAGAUGUACUGGCCUGUCUGGGAAAAACAAUGCUGCGAGCUGGAGGAUUAACGUGCCAAGACAAGCAGACCAUUCUGGACGAGCACAAUCGGCUACGACAGUUGGUGGCAUUGGGACAAAUUCAUGGUCAGCCUGGGGCAGCCAACAUGAUGGAGAUGGUUUGGGACGACGAGCUGGCAACAACUGCACAGAAAUGGUCUGAUAGUUGUGCCACUUCCCACGAUACUUCGAGGGAUGUUCGCAGAUUUGCAGUUGGACAAAACAUUGCAAGAACGUGGACAAGUAGACCUCCAGGACCUUAUGACUCUGAACCGAAUUGGAGGCGGCGAAUUACUAGCUGGUUUAACGAGGUGCAACAUUAUCAGACUGGUUUCAGUCGUUCGACGGGUCAUUACACACAGCUUGUCUGGAGUGACACUUUCCUUAUUGGUUGUGGGUAUUCUUUUUACUACGACCCGGCUCGAGGUUACACCAAAAAUUAUGUCUGCAAUUAUGGGCCAAGUGGAAACGUUCUAGGGUAUCAACCUUAUCAAUCUGGACAACCUGCUUGUUAUAACUACGGAAUGUCUUAUUCCAACAGAUAUUCCGGCCUCUGCUCUCAUGGGUCUUACUAUCAUCUGGGAUCUUACUGUUCUUAUGGUUAAAAAAACACUUCUCCUGAUAAAUCGACC